Molecule: messenger RNA, 1467 nt
Organism: Carassius gibelio (silver crucian carp)
Lineage: Eukaryota; Metazoa; Chordata; Actinopteri; Cypriniformes; Cyprinidae
Product: GTPase IMAP family member 9-like
Exons: 2
Coding region: 419-1291 (290 amino acids)
Molecular function (GO): GTP binding
Source: RefSeq, a predicted model, not a curated record
CUUGAAUAAACUUAUUUUUCGUAAGGGCACCUCAGUUCUACAUUAAGUUUAUCUAAAAUAAAUCGAAUGAAAUUAGGUCUUUUGCAUUUUUAAAGAGUUUGAUGAAUCUCAGUUUACAGGUAUAAAGUGCAUUCAAUAAUCAUGACCAUGAGUUGCAUAACAGUUAAAAAGACAUAAAUUUAACAAAUAUUAUAUACAUUUUUUAUUUUUGGAUAUUACAAAUUAGAAAUAUAAUUAUUAAACUUUAAUAUAUAGUAUCUACAUCUAUAUAUUUUUAUAUUUGUCUUAAAGAAAACCUAUUAUAUAAUAAUUAUAUAAUAACAUUCAUUUAUUUAUUUAUUUUUGAGGAUUAGUUGAAAACUUUGAUAUAAUGUGAUAUAUGCAAAACGAUGUAUAAUAUUAUGUACUUAUCUUUCAGAUGCCUAUGCAACAAAAUCACAAUUCGAAUGAUUUAGAUGAACCACUCCGGAUUAUUUUAGUUGGAAUGACAGGAGCAGGAAGAAGUGCAACAGGAAACACCAUCCUGGGAAAAAAAGUGUUUAAUUCAGAGAUAUCCUCCUCCUCUGUGACUAAACGAUGUGAAAAAAAUAAUGCAACGGUAAAUGGAAGAAAUGUAUUAGUUAUUGACUCUCCAGGUCUGUUUGAUACCAGUGUAACUAAAGAUGAGGUGCUCGACAGAAUUAAACCCUGCAUCCUGCUCUCUGCUCCUGGUCCACAUGUCUUCUUGGUUGUGAUUCAACUUGGCAGAUUCACUGAUGAAGAAGUUGAAGCUGUUAGGGUCAUUCAAAACAUUUUUGGUGAGGAAUCCUCCACAUACACCAUGGCACUGUUCACUCAUGGAGAUCGACUGGAGGGCAAAAACAUUCACAGAUUUGUGCGUAACAGCCCCAAACUGCUGAGUUUCAUCAAAACAUGCAGUGGACGAUUCCAUGUGUUUAACAAUAAAGAACAAAACCCUGAACAGGUCAAUCAGUUGCUCGACCAGAUUGACAAAGUAGUCACUGGGAAUGGUGGGCAACACUACACAAAUGAGAUGCUUGAGAGAGAGAAAGCGAUAGAAGCAGAAAAAAACAAUAUCCUGAAAGAGAAAGAGGAACAGAGACAGAAGGACACAGAGGCUCUGAGGUUAACAACUGAAGGCGAAGCUUUUGAAAAGGCAAAAGAAAAACUAGACAGUGAAUAUGAACAGCAGGCACGAUGGCAAGCCGAGAAAAAUGUUCCUAUUCAAAAUGUUGGGUUUUCUUUUCUUAAUGAUAUAAUAACUUUUUUUUUUCAAAAGAAACAUAGGUAGAAUCACAUGCACUAAACUCCCUGCUAAACUACAAUUUAAAUACAUCAUAUAUGCAUCACUAAGCAACAAAGACACAAUGGAGAUAUAGAAACUUGGCAAAAAUGUUACUGGCAUUUUCUAUAUUAUAAUCUACUCUUUUCUCAAGAAACACUUUCUACUUUUUUUCUGUUUUGUCU